Neodiprion fabricii is the source of this 3440-nucleotide messenger RNA. RefSeq names its product orphan steroid hormone receptor 2 (gene Hr78). NCBI's taxonomy places the organism in Eukaryota, Metazoa, Arthropoda, Insecta, Hymenoptera, Diprionidae. Gene Ontology annotation, molecular function: nuclear receptor activity; zinc ion binding; RNA polymerase II cis-regulatory region sequence-specific DNA binding. The transcript is spliced from 7 exons. Bases 443 to 1843 code for a protein of 466 amino acids. Gene Ontology annotation, biological process: cell differentiation; regulation of transcription by RNA polymerase II; anatomical structure development. The record is from RefSeq and is a predicted model, not a curated record.
GUUACGUGGUGUACCGUCGAAUCGAACAAACCUGUGCAAAGAAAGACAACAAUCUUUUCAAGGCCACAUAAUAUGCAUAAGAGUGCGAGCGGUAUAUCUGCAGGCGCAAAACACGAGAAUUAUAACGGACCUCUCGCUUUAAUUAUAUACUUGUAGACAUAUUGUUUGCAAGAGUAAAUCGUUCGGACCAAUUUCGUGAGCAUCGGUGUUCCGAUGUCCGAUUACGCGAAUCUAUUAUCUAUGGCACAGGCUCGGCAGAUACAUGCUUGCGGCAUCGCAGGUGAGCUUAGAAUGCACCUGGCUGCUGCUGUCGUUCGAAAAUCGGAGUGUCGAAGUGACCCGCAACCUGCCAACCUGCCAGAGCAGAGAACGGCUCGUGAAUGGUUGUGUACCUGUACAAGGUUGAGUUUGGGCAGUCAGUGGUAAAUUUCACGUGAAAGACAUGGACAGAAAUCACGUUGAGCAGAGCGAUCAUGCAAACAAUUUGAACAAUAGUGAAGCAGAUGUUAAACUGGAAAGAGAUUUUUGCAGUCUGGUACAGCAGCCAGGCAUGGAUCAUAUCGGGGACAUCGAAGUAGUGCUCCCAUUUAACAGAGACGCUCGAGGCCCUCUUGGUUUGGGUUUAUCGUUGGAGUUGUGCGUCGUUUGCGGAGAUCGUGCAAGCGGACGGCACUAUGGUGCGAUAAGUUGCGAGGGAUGUAAAGGCUUCUUCAAACGGAGCAUUAGAAAGCAGCUCGGGUACCAGUGCAGGGGUAGUAAAACGUGCGAAGUAACGAAACAUCACAGAAAUCGUUGCCAAUAUUGCAGACUUCAGAAAUGCUUGGCGAUGGGAAUGCGCAGUGACUCUUGGGGUGUUGCAGCGGUACAGCACGAGAGGAAGCCUGUUUUGGGGGACUCGGGUAGCGGAAAAGUCGGGAAUCGUAGUCCCAGGGUGAAGCCAGAACCACAACAAUCGAUCCCUGAGACACCGCUGACUUGGGAACAGCCAGAAAGUCCGAGUAUGGAGGAACAGAGCAACGACAGCGAUCUCAGCGACGUUUUGACCCUUGCCAGAGAGCGUUCUUUAAUUUCUCACGCCCUGGACAGUAUGGCCAGACUUAUUGGGGAGAGCGUCAAUGGCACUAAUGAAUCCGAGGAGGAAUGGACAGGCCAAUUAUUGUACGAAAAACACACGCAGUUUGAACUCAAAGCUCCUAGUCCAGCACCUGCUUAUCUUUCGGUACAUUACAUAUGUGAAAGCGCUGCUAGAUUGUUAUUUUUAUCUGUACACUGGGCCAGAGGUAUACCAGCAUUUCAAGCAUUACCCUCCGAAGUGCAGACGACACUGGUGCGUAGUUCUUGGGGUCAACUUUUCACCCUAGGCUUAGCACAGUGUGCUCACACGUUGUCUCUUCCCAGUAUUUUAACAUCAAUUGUUAAUCAUCUUCAAGCUAGUAUAGCCCAGGAAAAAAUAACAGCUAGCAAAGUUAAACUUGUUACCGAACACAUAUGCCGUCUUCAAGACUGCGUCAGUUCGCUUCACAAGCUCCAAGUUGACGCGACGGAAUUCGCCUACUUGAAAGCUCUCACUCUGUUCAGCGCCGAUAACGUGAUGUCUGGCGUUUGGCGUAAGAAAGUUGAGGUCCUGCAAGAGGCUGCCUGGAACGAGCUGCAGCGGUGUGUCGGGGCUGAAAGAUUACCCCGUCUCCUAAUCAGGCUUCCGCCGUUGCGUUCCAUCGACCCACGAGUACUCGAGGAUCUUUUUUUUGCUGGUCUUAUUGGCAGGGUAAGCGUUGCUAGCGUAGUGCCUUACAUUCUCACCAUGCCAGACUGUAAAACUGAGCCCGAGAACCACAUGGGAUGACCAAGUUUAAUUUGCCUCUGUCGCAGUUGUUUAAGUAUUUACGAUGCUAUAAGACCAUGUGGUAAAUAAACUCUGGCCAGAUCAGGUGAAAGUGGUUCGCGACAUUUUAAAAAUGCAACGUAUCACGAGAAAUUUAAUGAAAAAGGUUCACUGUAUUGUCAAUAUUGUAGUAAUAUGGGUCUUGCUAUAAAGUUGUAGUUAUAAAUAAGAAAGGAUAUAGGGAGAAAUAAAAGUUUAUUGGCCUGUAAUUUCAACCAGUAUACAGUAGACAUAUUCUAAACAAGAACAUGAAAAUGAUUUCGUGGAACAGAAUUUCUUAUUAGAAAAUACAGUAUUUAUUUUUCUAACAGUUGGAGUAAAGUUUCGUUUACGAUCGAUAUGCUGAACUAGAAUAAAAAAAAUAAACAUAGUAACUGUAGUACGUGAUCAAGGAUGAAUCAAAAUAAGAAAGCUCUAGCCAGAGAUUGGAGAAAAAUAUAUUCGUUCAUGAGAACAAAACCGUUUGGAUACAAAACAAAUACAAAUUUUGAAUAGCAUAAAAAUAGUUGAAAAACGUUUUGCGUUUCCCGUAUAGUAUGUGAAACGAGCCAAUAAUGAAUUUUUAAACAUUGUAUCGUAAUAAUAGGUAUUCCUUUAUUGCGAUUUCACAUGUAUUAUACAUCCUUGACGUGUGAAAAAGGUAUUAGAAAAUUACAAGUAUUUGAGACCAAGCAUAUUUGUAACGAAUGAGAAAUUUGUAUUUUUUAUCUAUUUCGCCCUCUUGCGAAAAACGUCAAUAUACUUAAAUACUAUUUUAAGAGUUUUCAAAGAGUUGUAAUAAAAACGUUGACUCGACUAAAUGUACAUUAUAUUUAGGUUAAUUGUUAAUAAAUAAUAAUCAACUAAUAAUAUUGUAUAAUAUCAGUUAUAUAAAUGAACUCGUAAAAUGAGAGUAUUUUCACAAAAAUUAGAAAUGGAUUACUUCACAAUUUUGUUAAGCUGCAGUGAAACAUCGAAAAUAAUUCACGCAAUUGACGUUCCUCGUUUCGAGAAAAAUUCAUUGUACAAAAAAAAGUUAUACAUAUACGUAUAUAUACAUAUAUGCAUAUGAACACAUGUAUAAUGUAAAUCAUAAAUGUUACGUCAACUUUGUCGGGUGAUAUAGGAACGACAUGUUGUUCAUAAAAAAAAAAAAAAAUGAUUCUAUUCAGAAUUGAAAAAUCCUAUAAAUGUAUGAAAAGCGCGCAUUCAUUUCGUUGAAAAAUUAUCUCACUGUAACCUGUAUUAGUGUGAUGUAAAUCAUAAUUAACUGCAUUAUUUCGUGAAAUUUAACUGGACUCGAUUGGAUAUUCUCGGAUACAUGUAUUCAUUUUUAAACUCGAUGAUUAAUUACGUUGCGUAUCAUUUAGACUGUGACGCUAAAGCGUUACGUAUAUUCGUUAUUAAUUGGUGUGCGGGCUUUCUAUUUAACAAAAAAUAUUUGCAUUGUUAAGUAUUGAAGAGAAGUUAGAAAACAAUCAGUGAAAAAAAAAAUAAGGAGAAAAAACGAGCCAUGGCUCAAGAUUUUUUAUAAAAUUUACCACUUUAUAGAGUACAAUAUACAAUGCGGAAGAAGUAU